Molecule: messenger RNA, 4566 nt
Organism: Panthera uncia (snow leopard)
Lineage: Eukaryota; Metazoa; Chordata; Mammalia; Carnivora; Felidae
Gene: CDK5RAP1
Product: CDK5 regulatory subunit associated protein 1
Exons: 14
Coding region: 259-2010 (583 amino acids)
Biological process (GO): tRNA modification; negative regulation of cyclin-dependent protein serine/threonine kinase activity
Cellular component (GO): cytosol; mitochondrion
Molecular function (GO): tRNA-2-methylthio-N(6)-dimethylallyladenosine(37) synthase activity; 4 iron, 4 sulfur cluster binding
Source: RefSeq, a predicted model, not a curated record
GGGGCGACCAGACAGGUCAACACCGCAGCGGUUCCCCAAGGCGGGGAGCGGGAAGCCGGGAGCCACCCGGCCGGCACAGGAGGAGGCGCUUCCGGUGCGCCGCCAGGGACCGAAGCCGAGGCGGACCGGAAGUCUCUUGUGCGCGUGCUCCGCGGCGGAGGAAGGCGGAGGUGGGGGUCCAGGCCGCCUGAGGGGAGCUCUUGUUGCUGGUUGCUGGGUUUUGGGGCUGCGGGAGACUUUGGCUGUUGGUUUAGUGCCAUGCAUCCUUUACAGUGUGUCCUGCAAGCACAGAGAUGGGGCCCCUUGGCUUCUGUGUCCUGGCUGCUGUUCAGGACCUGCAGGGCACAGAGUAGUGUCCACGGCACCACAUGUCCCGGUCCAGGGAGGCAGCAGGAAAAUGGAGUUCAGAAGGAUUUCAGCUCUAGGCUGGCUGCUGGCCCGACUUUUCAGCAUUUUUUAAGAAGUGCUUUAGAUCCUCAAGAGAAGCCUGACGUGGAGGACCCACCCCCCUAUCUCACAGUGGAUGAACUUUCUGGGAGGCAGAGAAAAGUCUACCUGGAGACCUAUGGCUGUCAGAUGAAUGUGAAUGACACAGAGAUAGCCUGGUCUGUCUUACAGAAGAGUGGCUACCUGCGCACCAGGAACCUCCAAGAGGCUGAUGUGAUCCUCCUUGUCACAUGUUCUAUCAGGGAGAAGGCUGAACAGACCAUCUGGAAUCGUUUACAUCAGCUUAAAGCCCUGAAGACAAAACGGCUCCGCUCCCGAGUGCCUCUGAGGAUUGGGAUUCUAGGCUGCAUGGCUGAGAGAUUGAAGGAGGAGAUCCUCAACAGGGAGAAAAUGGUGGAUAUUUUGGCUGGUCCAGAUGCCUAUCGGGACCUUCCUCGGCUGCUGGCUGUUGCCGAGUCAGGUCAACAAGCUGCCAAUGUGCUGCUCUCUCUGGAUGAGACCUAUGCUGAUGUCAUGCCAGUCCAGACAAGCCCCAGUGCUACAUCAGCCUUCGUGUCUAUCAUGCGAGGCUGUGACAAUAUGUGCAGCUACUGCAUCGUCCCUUUCACUCGUGGACGGGAGAGGAGUCGGCCUGUUGCUUCCAUUCUAGAGGAAGUGAGGAAGCUUUCUGAGCAGGGGCUGAAAGAAGUGACACUCCUUGGUCAGAAUGUUAAUAGUUUUCGGGACAGUUCAGAGGUCCAGUUCAACAAUGCAGUGUCUACCAACCUCAGCCGUGGCUUCUCCACCAACUAUAAACCCAAGCAAGGAGGCCUUCGUUUUGCUCACCUUCUGGAUCAUGUCUCCAGAGUAGAUCCUGAAAUGAGGAUCCGUUUCACUUCUCCCCACCCCAAAGACUUUCCUGAUGAGGUUCUGCAGCUGAUUCAUGAGAGAGACAACAUCUGUAAACAGAUCCACCUACCAGCCCAGAGUGGAAGCAGCCGUGUAUUGGAGGCCAUGCGGAGGGGAUAUUCAAGAGAAGCUUAUGUGGAGUUAGUUCAUCAUAUCAGAGAAUCUAUUCCAGGUGUGAGCCUCAGCAGCGAUUUCAUUGCUGGCUUUUGUGGUGAGACAGAGGAAGAUCACCUCCAGACGGUGUCUUUGCUUCGGGAAGUUCAGUAUAACAUGGGCUUCCUCUUUGCCUACAGUAUGAGACAGAAGACCAGGGCAUAUCACAGGCUGAAAGAUGAUGUUCCAGAAGAGGUGAAAUUAAGGCGUUUGGAGGAGCUUAUUACUGUCUUUCGAGAAGAAGCAACAAAAGCCAACAUGGCCUCUGUGGGUUGUACCCAGCUAGUGCUGGUGGAGGGGCACAGUAAACGCUCUGCCACGGACCUGUGUGGCCGGAAUGAUGGAAACCUUAAAGUGAUCUUCCCUAAUGUAGAGAUGGAGGAUGUUUCUAACUCUGGGGUCAGGGUUAGAGCUCAGCCUGGGGACUAUGUGCUGGUGAAGAUUACGUCCACCAGCUCUCAGACACUUAAAGGACAUGUUCUCUGCAGGACCACCCUGAAGGACUCCUCAGCAUAUUGCUGACCUGAGUAGAUGGCCUUAGAGUUGACAUGGGCUGUCCUUCCUGACAGGAAGGGAGAUAGGACUGGUCACUAAAGAAAGAGGUAAUGACGCUCUGGAGACAAGCUGCAAGUGGUGAAGCAACUUCAUGUCAAAUGGAAAAUGUGUCUCUUUGCUGUUAUGUGAACAGCUCUUAUAGUCAUUAAAUUUACCGCAAGUAAAGUGGUUCCUUUGUCUCUCUUCUUUUACUUCACUUUUGUCUUGGUUAGUGUUUCUGGGAUUUUCCCUACAGUCUGUUCUGUGUUAAGUGUUUUCCAACCCAGUUCUUGCUGUGGAUACUGCUAACCUCUCUGAUUUUGUACCCUGGACCCUAGGAGUUAGAGACUGAAGGAGGGGAAGAUGGAGGGAACUCUUCAGGAAAAACUGCUCUAGAUCUUUCUAAUAUUUUGGUUUAAUGAAUUGACUCAGUGCCUAUGUCCUUACUUUAUUGUCAUAUUUUACCUGAGGAUUUCCCUCAUGGACCUUUUUUUUCUGCCUGUCAGUUCAUUCUUUGCCCUUAGGUCUGGCAUCACUUGGGUUGUUUUUGUUUUCUGAUUUUUUAUAGUAUGAUUUUAUUUUAUUAUUUUAUUAUUUAUUUCUUUUUGUUUUUAUGUUAUUUUAUGUUUUUGUUUUAAUUCCGUUUAGUUAACUGUUAUAUAUAACUAAUAUGUUAGUUUCAGGUGUACAAUAUAAUGAAUCAACACUUACAUACAUUGUUCUGUGUUCAUCACAAGUGUACUCCUUAAUCUCCAUCACCUAUUUAAUCCAUCCCCCUACUGCUUCCCCUCUGGUAGCCAUCAGUUCUCUAUAAUUAAGAGUCUUUUUUUUUUUUUUUUUUGAUAUGUCUCUCUCUUAUUUUAUUCCCUUUACUUGUUUUGUUCCUUAAAUUCUGCCUAUGAAUGAAAUCAUACAGUGUUUGUUUGUAUUGGACGUUUGAAUUACUGUUCUUUUAUUCUUUGGGUAAAUACCUAGUAGUAUAAUUGCUGGAUCAUAAGGUAGUUAUGCUUUUUUAAAGUUUUUAUUUAUUUAUUUUGAGAGAGAAAGCACGAGCAGGGGAGGGGCAGAAAGAGAGGAGAGAGCAAGAAUCCCAAGCAGGCUCCACACUGCCAGCAUGGAGCCUGAUGCAGGGCUCAGACUCCUGAACCAUGAGAUCAUGACCUGAUCUGAAGUUGGACGCUUAACCAACUGAGCCACCAUGCUCAGGUAGUUAUAUUUUUAACCCUUUUUUUAAAAGUUUAUUUAUUUUGAGAGAGAGCACAAGUGGAAGAGAGGCAGAGAGAGAGGGAGAGAGAGAAUCCUAAACAGGCUCUGUGCUGUGAACAUGGAGCCCGAUGUGGGGCUCGAUCUCACGAACUGUGAGAUCACGACCUGAGCCGAAAUCAAGAGUCAGAUGAUUAACCAACUAAGCCACCCAGGCGCCCCUGUUUUUAACUUUCUGAGGAACCUCCAUACUGUUGUCCACAGUGGCUGCACCAGUUUGUAUUCCCACCAACAGUACAUGAGUGUUCCUUUUUUUCCACAUCUUCACCAACACCUGUGUCUUGAUUUUAGCCAUUCUGACAGUCGUGAGGUGACAUUUCAUUAUAGUUUUGAUUUGCAUUUCUCUGAUGAUAAGUGCUGAUGAACAUCUUGUGUCCAUUGGUCAUCUGUAUGUCUUCUUUGGAAAAAUGUCUAUUCAUGUCUUCUACCCAUUUUUUAAUUGGAUUAUUUGUUUUUUUGGGUGUUGAGUUUUAUAAAUUCUUUAUGUAUUUUGGAUACUAACCCUUUAUGUGUAUGUCAUUUGCAAAUACCUUCUUUGAUUCUCUAGAUUGCCUUUUAGUUUUGUUGAUUGUUUUCUUUGCUAUGCAGAGGCUUUUUAUUUUGAUGUAGCCCCAAUAGUUUAUUUUUGAUUUUGUUUCCCUUGCUUCAGGAGUUAUAUCUAGAAAGAAGUUGCUACAGAUGAUGUCAAAGAAGACUGCCUGUGUUCUCUUUUAGGAUUUUUAUGGUUUUGAACCUCACAUUUAGGUCUUUUCAUCCAUUAAAAAAAGCACAGCACAGAGCCUGACGUGGGGCUCAAAUACACAAACCAUGAGAUCAUGACUUGAGCCAAAGUCAGAUGCUUAACCAACUGAGCCACCAAGGCGCUCCAUCAUCCAUUUUAAAUUUAUAUUUGUGUGUGAUGUAAGAAAGUGGUCCAGUUUCAUUCUUUUGCAUGCUGCUGUCCAGCUUUCCCAGCACCAUUUGUUGAAGACACUGUCUUUUUUCCCAUUGGACGUUCUUCCUGCUUUGUCAAAGAUUAAUUGACCAUAUAGUUGUGUAGUUGUGGGUUCAUUUCUGGAUUUCCUAUUCAGUUCUGUUGAUCUAUAUGUCUAUUUUUGUGCCAGUACUGUACUGUUUUGAUUACUACGGCUUUGUAAUAUAACUUGAAGCCCAGAAUUGUGAUGCCUCCAGCUUUGUUUUCUUUUUCAAGGUUGCUUUGGCUAUUUGGGUUGGUUGGUGGUUCCCUGCAAAUUUUAGGAGUGUUUGUUUUAGCUCCGUAAAAAAAAAACGAUGUUGGUGUUU